Erythranthe guttata (spotted monkey flower) is the source of this 1187-nucleotide messenger RNA. Its product is annotated as Homeodomain-like/winged-helix DNA-binding family protein. The record is from RefSeq and is a predicted model, not a curated record. Gene Ontology annotation, molecular function: double-stranded telomeric DNA binding. Gene Ontology annotation, biological process: nucleosome assembly. NCBI's taxonomy places the organism in Eukaryota, Viridiplantae, Streptophyta, Magnoliopsida, Lamiales, Phrymaceae. Gene Ontology annotation, cellular component: nucleosome.
UAAUUAAAUUUUCUUCUGCCUAAAUACCAAUUACCCAGCUGGUGAGGAGGAGCCCUUAUCAGCAUUGCCGCCGCAAUCACACAAACCCUUUCACGCGGAAAACUUCGAAUUGAUUCGUCGGAACAGACACCGGGAAGAAUUUGAGAAGCGGCGGCGGCGGCGGCGAGGUUUGCCGUGAAGAGAUGGGAAAUCCUAAGCAGAAGUGGACGGCGGAAGAGGAAGAGGCGCUUCGAGCCGGUGUGGCGAAACACGGCGUCGGAAAGUGGAAGCUUAUUCAGAGAGAUCCUGUGUUCAACCAACUCCUCUUUGCUCGCUCCAACAUUGAUCUCAAGGAUAAAUGGCGGAAUUUGAGUGUAGCAAAUGGACAAGGGCCUAGAGAUAAAACGAAGAUAACAAAACCGAAGGCCAAUCCUGUUGAUGCACCUGCUACCCCACUGCCAGCUGUCGCUCAGCCCUCUACUGCCGUCGUUCCAUCUUCGCAGGAUGUGGUAACUACUGAUGUAGUUAUGCUAGAUCCUUCGAAACCCUUACCUGAAGGAAACAACGCUGCCAAGUACAAUGCAAUGAUAUAUGAGGCGUUGUCUACUCUUAAAGAGCCAAAUGGAUCACAUUCUGGUGCAAUUGCUACUUACAUCGAGCAACGGUACGAGGUGCCGCAAAAAUUCAAGAGAGUGCUGAGUUCUAGAUUAAGGAGGCUCGUGGAACAAGACAAACUUGAAAAGGUUGAAAAUUGCUACAAAAUGAAAGGUGACGACGCUUUAGUGACAAAAGUCCCACCUGUGAGACAGAAAGAAACGUGGCCGAGACAAGGCCAGAGCAUAGGAUAUCUGGGAGAUACAGUGGAGGAAGCAGCUACUGCUGCCGCUUACAAAAUCGCAGAAGCUGAGAACAAAUCGUUUGUGGCAGCUGAAGCAGUCAAAGAGGCAGAGAGGGUUGCGAUGAUGGCUGAAGAAAUGGAAGCACUCCUCCAGUUUGCUACAGAUUGCUAUGAACAAUGCCAACGUGGUGAAGUCGUUCUAUUUGCAUAGGAUUCGUGGAUCGACGGUGCCUUUUGUGAAAGAUAUAUAUUACUUUUUCGAGAAUUCGUAAAUAUUACUUGUUGUCGUUUUGAGAGACGAAAAGAUUAUUUAUCUGGUGUUGCAUUUACUGCAUUUUAGUUUAUGUGUUUUUUCUGUUUUCGAGCUUGA